Molecule: messenger RNA, 1886 nt
Organism: Corythoichthys intestinalis (scribbled pipefish)
Lineage: Eukaryota; Metazoa; Chordata; Actinopteri; Syngnathiformes; Syngnathidae
Product: oocyte zinc finger protein XlCOF7.1-like
Exons: 5
Coding region: 137-943 (268 amino acids)
Biological process (GO): regulation of transcription by RNA polymerase II
Cellular component (GO): nucleus
Molecular function (GO): RNA polymerase II cis-regulatory region sequence-specific DNA binding; DNA-binding transcription activator activity, RNA polymerase II-specific
Source: RefSeq, a predicted model, not a curated record
CGACACUCGUUGACGGGAAUUUUAUGUCACGUGACCCGGAUGAGCAACACUUGGCCCCGCGGUAUUACGGGAAAGAAGAAAACCUAUGUUUUUCCUAUAUUUACAUGUCAUAUUUUGCCUAUUAAGUUAAAAAGCCAUGGACGUGUUGGAGGAAGUCGUCGUGGGGACCGACGUGAGCAAGACUAACUUAGUGAUCAAUUCUGAACCUUCUGAGACACCCAUGAUGAAAUUCCCGGAAGCCCAUGAGGAUUUGUGUUGCCAUCAAUGUCUCAUCACCUUUGUCAGCCAAAAGUCCAAACAGAACCACAUGAGGAGGACUCACCCGGAUCUGUACACAUCACAGCUAGUGGAGAAACACACGCUGUGGUCAUGUUACAAUUGCAAUGGGAUUUUUCAUUCGCCCGAGGAACUUGCCAUCCACAGGGAGGCCCACCACCAGGGUGAAAACAGGCCUGUCUGCCCCUCCUGCAGCAAAGUGUUUUCCAAUUUCAGUCGGCUCUACCGACACGAGCUCCUGGGCUGCGGCGGCGAGUGGCACUGUCGGGAAUGCGACGUGCACUGCCACCUCCUCCUGGAAUUUCACAAACACUGCAUCCAAGAGCACGACUGCGACGUGGUGGGUGGGGGCCAAAGCGGCGGACGCCGAUGCGCCGUCUGCAGGCGCACCUUCCGUAACGACGAGGCGCUGAGGAAACAUCAAGAGAGGGUGGAGAAUGCUAGAGUGAAGCCUGACGGUGAACCCCAAAGCGAAGCACCGACCAAGAGGAGGAGGAUUGAGGAAGAUGAUAGGGAAAGACAAGAGGAGCAGGAGAAGGAGGAAAAAGAGGAGCUGAAGAUCCCAUGUCCCAAAGAAGACUGUAAUCAAGUGUUCCCAACCCUCGAAGCCCUCAGGGCACACAAGAAGUGUCAUCAUCUGUCGCCUUCGUCUCGCAAAAAGCAGUGACUGCGCCUGAAAUUCCAGUCCGUACAUAGUUUGUUUUUAAUGCUUCAUUGCCAUUCAUAGUUCACCUGACGGCAAACUUUAUUAGAUGGAGCUUUGCAAGGCAAAGACCCAUUAAAAAGAAUGUUUUUUUUUUUUUUUUUUUUUUUUUUUUUUUUUUUUUUUAAAUGGCGUUUCUUCGGCACGCUGCACGGGCCAACCCGUUUGACUGACUGUCACCGCUCAAAUGUCAAUUUGACCGGAAUUUUCACGCGAAGCAGGGAAUUUUUGGAACUACCCCCAAAAAUGUUCCGGUCGCCAAUAAACGUGUUUGUUUUUUUUGUUUUUUUUUUCAAAACUCAACUUGUCCGACAAUUUUUGACCAAAUCGUGUAAUUUACACAUCAAAAAUUUCAGGACGGUAAGGGGCAUAAAAGUUUACAGAAUUUGGCAACAAUGUACAUUUCCCCCAAAAUUCGCCAAAAACUGCCCCAUUCAUUUGUAACGGGAUGCCAUUGACAGCCAUGUACGUCCAAAUUUCCCAUUCAUUUUCAAUGGCAGGAAAACAUAGGUUCUUGUGAGUUUUGACCAGUUAACAUUACAGACCGUUGACAUUUUGUGACCUGAUGUCAACAGGACGUGUACCCGAAAUGUCCCAAAAUCAACAGGAAGUCUCUGCAAAAUUUCCCCAAAUCAAAAACAGGUAGUGACCUGAUAGAUGUGUGUCUAACACGAUAUGGCCCCAUCGGAAUUUCUCCAGAAAUUUCCGUUUCUAGUUAUUUAUUAGCAUUGUUUAAUUGAACAUUUGUGAAACUAUUUUUGAAGAGAUUUGAUGGAUCAGCACAUUUAGUUGAAUAAAAAGCAAUUAUUUGAUUUAUAGAACAGCUAUUCAUUUAUAUUAUUAAAGUGUUUUCCAUGAAAUUUUUUAUUUGAAUAUUUUUGAGUGUGUGAAAUUUGUUGGCAUAAAU